Salarias fasciatus (jewelled blenny) is the source of this 3804-nucleotide messenger RNA. RefSeq names its product adenosine deaminase RNA specific B1b (gene adarb1b). Gene Ontology annotation, molecular function: tRNA-specific adenosine deaminase activity; adenosine deaminase activity; double-stranded RNA adenosine deaminase activity. The transcript has 10 exons. Gene Ontology annotation, cellular component: cytoplasm; nucleolus. Gene Ontology annotation, biological process: RNA processing; adenosine to inosine editing. The record is from RefSeq and is a predicted model, not a curated record. NCBI's taxonomy places the organism in Eukaryota, Metazoa, Chordata, Actinopteri, Blenniiformes, Blenniidae. Bases 355 to 2598 code for a protein of 747 amino acids.
CCUUCUCCCCUCGGCGAGUCUCCUCCUCCUUUCUCACUGCGCUCCAUCGGCGCCAAGCGCUGACUACUGAUAGGACAGACAUGGAGUCAACGGAGGAGAGAGGCAGCGAGAGGAGGAGGAGGAGGAGGAGGAGGAGGAGGGAGGGAUGGAUCGAGAGUUGGGUUAUGAGGGGAGGACUAAAGUAGAAACAAAGAAGCGCUGCAGGUGUGUGGCGCUGAGCAUGGCAUCGGCUCGACAGACCGGACGAGCGUGAGAGCGCCGGCUGCACGGGACCGGAGGACGGGGAGACGCGCAGCUCUCAACUUUGAAUCGCACAGUUUAGUUUCCGUCUGUCGGAGCGGCGGCGAGGCAGCCAUGGCCCUGCUGACCAACGGCACGCAGAGCCUGGGCUCCUAUUACUGCCUGAUCCGACGCAGGUUCAAGAGGAGGCGCAAGAAACGCUCGGAGCGCAAAGGUGCGGCGGGGGCCAGGCUCCUCUCAGGUCCGAGCAAGCCCGUCACCAUGGACGUGGACGAGGAAGAGAAUAUGAGUUCAAGCAGCACCGACGUUAAGGAAAACCGAAACCUGGACAACGUGUCCUGCAAAGACGGGGUGGGAGUGGCUGAGCAGCUCCCCAAUGGAAGUGGCCUGGGCAGUCGAAAGCGGCCCUUAGAGGAGGGCAACAAUGGUCACGCACAUUCCAAGUUCCGGGCUAAGAAGCGCAAGAAAACCCCCGGGCCGGUCCUGCCCAAGAACGCUUUGAUGCAGCUGAACGAAAUCAAACCGGGGCUGCAGUACAAACUGCUGUCUCAGACAGGGCCCGUCCACGCGCCGGUGUUUGUCAUGACCGUGGAGGUGAACGGACAGAUGUUUGAGGGCAUGGGCCCGACCAAGAAGAAGGCCAAACUGAACGCGGCGGAGAAAGCGCUGCGCUCUUUUGUUCAGUUCCCCAACGCGUCCGAGGCCCACCUGGCCAUGGGCCGCACGCUGACGGUGAACACGGACUUUACAUCUGACCAAGCCGACUUCCCCGACAUGCUCUUCAACGGAUUUGAGACACCGGCCGCAACUGAAGAAACCUUCUUUCUAGGCUCCAAUGGUAGCAGCUCCUUAAACUCGCUAGGGGAGUACCCACUGCCCACACCACCUGGCAGCACCCUUGCCCAGGCCCCGUUGCCCCCUCCAUCUGCGUUCAGCUCGCCCUCCAGUGGCAAAAACCCAGUCAUGAUCCUCAAUGAGCUCAGGCCGGGCCUCAAAUAUGACUUUGUCUCGGAGAGCGGGGAGAGUCACGCCAAGAAUUUUGUGAUGUCGGUCACGGUGGACACUCAGACGUUUGAAGGCUCAGGACGCAACAAGAAGCUGGCGAAAGCCCGGGCAGCGCAAGCCGCCCUGUCCGCUCUGUUCAACAUGCAGCUAGACCAGACGCCGUCCCGGCAGCCCAUACCCAGAGAGGGACUGCAGCUACAUCUACCACAGGUUCUGGCGGAUGCCGUCUCUCGCCUGGUGGUGGAUAAGUUCAGCGAGCUGACAGACAACUUCACAUCCCCACAUGCACGAAGAAAAGUCCUUGCAGGGGUCGUCAUGACAACAGGGACAGACGUCAAGGAAGCACAGGUCAUAUGUGUUUCCACGGGAACCAAAUGCAUCAACGGUGAGUACAUGAGCGACCGCGGCCUGGCCCUCAACGACUGCCACGCCGAGAUCAUCGCCCGGCGCUCGCUCAUCCGGUACCUCUACACCCAGCUGGAGUUCUUCCUCAGCAGCAGCAAGGAGGAGCACCCGAAGUCCAUAUUCGUGCAGUGCGACAAAGGAGGCUACAGGUUAAAGGACAACGUCCAGUUCCACCUCUACAUCAGCACCUCGCCCUGCGGAGACGCCCGGAUCUUCUCGCCGCACGAGGCCGGAGUGGAAGACCAAGGGGACAGGCAUCCCAACCGGAAAGCACGGGGACAGCUGAGGACCAAAAUCGAGUCGGGGGAAGGCACCAUCCCCGUCCGGUCCAGCAACACCAUCCAGACCUGGGACGGCGUGCUUCAGGGCGAGAGGCUACUCACCAUGUCCUGCAGCGACAAGAUCGCAAGGUGGAACGUGGUGGGCAUCCAGGGCUCUCUGAUGAGCUACUUCACAGAGCCCAUCUACUUCUCCAGCAUCAUCCUCGGCAGCCUGUACCACGCGGACCACCUGUCCAGGGCCAUGUACCAGCGCAUCGCGGACAUCGAGGACCUGCCCCAGCAGUUCACCCUCAACAGGCCCCUCCUCAGCGGUAUAAGCAACGCCGAAGCCAGGCAGCCGGGCAAGGCGCCGAAUUUCAGCGUGAACUGGACGGUGGGCGACCAGGCCCUGGAGGUGAUCAAUGCAACCACGGGCAAGGACGACAUGGGCCGCGCUUCACGCCUCUGCAAACACGCCCUCUACAGCCGCUGGGUGCGCCUACACUCCAAGCUGUCGUCCAUCCUGCGGAUCAAAGUGCUGAAGCCCAGCUCGUACCACGAAGCCAAGCAGGCCGCCACAGAGUACCACUCCGCCAAGCAGGCGCUCAUCAAGGCCUUCCACAAGGCCGGCCUGGGGGCUUGGGUCAAAAAGCCCAUCGAGCAAGACCAGUUCACCCUCAGCUCCUGAGGGGCCCGCGGGGGGGGUUCCCUCGCCGCCCGCUCCCGUGCCCCUCCCCCUCCCUCCCUGCCUCCCGCACCCAGGUCUGAAAGCAGGAGAGAUCCCUCCCCCUCCCCCCCCACCCCGUCCGAUCGACCACCAGACACUCAACUUCCGUCCCACGUGUCCAACGCGCACGUGCACUUUCAGAUCAAAGUGUGCGCCGUCUCACACGCCAUCGCCACGAGUCAUCGUUUCCAUUCCUCCGAGGACCUCGGCCUCGUGUCUCUCUCUCUCUCAUCGUGUCGAUUUUUAUUAUGGUUUUACUGGAUGGAGUUUCUCAUCUGCUCGUUUUCUGUUUUUAAAACUGGAAUCCAUGCUCGCUCUUUGGUUUUUGUUGGUGGAUUUUACUUUUUCUCCUGCCUCCACUCAGUAGGUUUUUUUUUUUUUUUUUAAUUUCCCCAGAGAAGAUCCUGUUGUUGAUGCUGUUAGAUGUGGAAGUCCAAAUUGUAGUUUUUGUCCUCUUGAUCGAUGAGUGUAGCCAGUUUAGGGUGAAAUGUAGCCUAGAAACAGAACCUUUGUUAACUGAAAUGACAACAUGUAUGGACCUAAAGAAAAUAUAUACCUAUAUACUUGCUGCAAAUUAACAAAUUAUGAUGACCUUUAAUUUAAUGAUGCUUGAAUAUUCAGGAUGUAAAUCUAAUACUGAGAAGAAAACUAGUGCUGACAUUGACUGUGUGUGAUUUGGUCCGUUCCCUAGGAGAGACUCUGUGUUUUUUAGCCCCUGUAUUAAAGAAGAAAAUGUGACCAAAAAAAAAAAAAAAAAAAAAAACAACAACAACUGUCGCCCUGUUUGAUUCACCGACUGGAGUAUUACACGGCAGGUGUGACAGCGGGUUAGCAUGCUUUUCUUUUUUAAAACCUGUCAUUCAUCCUUCCAUCCACUCAUCCAUUCUGUGUUUCCUCUCCUUCCAUGCCGGGACAGUGGGAGGAUGGCGGGCGGGGUCCUGUUGACUCCUCCCCCUCUCGCCUGGGUCAUGUGGACAAGCUCCGGGAGGCGCUGCACGUUGCAUUCCCUCGUUCUCUUUUUCUUUUGUCUCGUUUUUUUUUUUUUUAAUUUUCUUUCCUUUCUUUCCUUGAUCUAAGCCAUGGCUUUGCAUGGAAACUGAACUUGAGAGGCCUGCAGAGCAGAAAACAUGCGAUGGGGAGCCGUCAGCGAAUGAUUCUGAAUGAAUG